AUGUCCAUUCAAGCAGCCGAUAUCGACACAGUUCUGCUUCCAGCACUCAAAAUUCUUAUCAAACGCGAAUUUCCACUAAGUACAGAACUUGAGGAUGACUACCUUAGAAAGGUUCUCGAGUUUUUGAAACAAAAUGAAGAAAAGUUUGCUUUCCUAUCAAUGCUUACU
Messenger RNA from Strongylus vulgaris, 168 nucleotides. NCBI's taxonomy places the organism in Eukaryota, Metazoa, Nematoda, Chromadorea, Rhabditida, Strongylidae. The record is from the annotation of a GenBank genome assembly.